CGGGUUCUGUCCACGGGGAUGCAAUAAUCCCCGACGUGACAACGGUUAUUUGAGCGCUGCUUCACUCAGUAAUCUGUGCAGACCCCGCAGGAGAGCCAGUCACAGCUCUUUACCGUGCAGAGCAUCUCGAAAUCCCCGCUGCAGACAUGGGGCGCCAGGAGGGCGACUACGCGUGGAAGAAGAACACGGAAAACAUCCAGGAGAUUUUUGAAUUCAUAGAAGAGUUGGGAUCAGGCGCGUUCUCUGAGGUCUACAUGGUGAGAGAGCGUAAGACCGGAAAGAUGUUCGCCAUGAAGUGUGUGAAGAAGAAAAAGAAGAGGGACAUCAACCUGGAGAACGAGAUUGAUGUGCUGAGAAAAAUCCAACAUGACAAUGUUAUAGGGAUGGAAGAUUUCUAUGAAAGUCGGACGCAUUACUACCUCAUCAUGCAUCUGGUUUCGGGCGGUGAGCUGUUCGACCGCAUUCUGGACCGUGGCGUUUAUUCAGAGAAGGACGCCAGCAGGGUGAUCCAGCAGGUCCUGGAAGCCGUCAGCUACCUGCAUCAAAACGGCAUCGUGCAUCGAGACCUCAAGCCAGAGAACAUCCUCUAUUACAGCCAGGACGAAGACUCCAAGAUCAUGAUCAGUGACUUCGGCCUGUCAAAGAUGGCCGAGAACGGCAUCAUGUCCACGGCGUGCGGCACCCCAGGUUACGUAGCUCCUGAAGUUUUAGCACAGAAGCCCUACAGCAAGGCAGUCGACUGCUGGUCCAUUGGCGUUAUCACAUACAUCCUACUCUGUGGUUAUCCUCCUUUUUAUGAAGAAAGUGAGACAAGACUAUUUUCCAAGAUCAUGAAGGCUCAGUAUGAGUUUGACUCACCAUUUUGGGAUGACAUAUCUGAAUCUGCCAAGGAUUUCAUCCGUAACAUGAUGCAGAAGAACCCCAGCAUGCGCUACACCACAGAGCAAGCUCUCAGACACCCCUGGAUAAUCGGAAAGACAGCUCGGAGCCAAGACAUCUACUACUCCGUCAGCGCUCAGAUCCAGAAGAACUUCGCCCAGUCCAAGUGGAAGCAAGCCUUCAACGCCACUGUAGCCAUCAAUCACAUGAAGAAGCUGCAGCUGGCGCACUCAGAGCUGGCCCUUCGGCAGGCCAGCGUCCCAGACAUCAAAGUGAUCGACGUGUCUUCGCCAACAAAGAGCCGCAAACAUCAGGAUCCGGAAAAGCCAGAGACCAAGAAAGAAGACAUCAACGGGAACAUAAGCGAGACGCAGCACAUGUCUCUGCCCCCGAGCCACGUCGAUCUGAAGAACCACUUCCACCCACUGAAGGCCAGUCAGAGCCAGAACGCCGCGCAGCACGCGCCCAGCAUGGCCGAGCAGGGGAAGCACGUGUACCACUCAGAGCCCGCCAACCUGAACGGGUACGCUAAAAACCGGAAUGGGAAGACUUUACAGACCGGAGUUUGCUCUAUCAUGUGAAAGCUGGAUGAAGUUUUAAUGGGUUAAAACUUUUUUUGGUCAGUGCUGCUGUUCUGACUCGGUGUGAUGCCGUCUUGUGUCAGCAGUUCCUCUCUGCUCAGAGUCAGAGGAGGUUGACCCCCAGUGGACCCGACCGGUCCGUACCAUCAGUCUGUGGGGCUUCUUGUCGGAAAGAGUGCCAAUAAAAACUCAAACACUCACAUUAAACCCUCCAAACAUUUAUCUAAGACACACAUCCUCACAUUGCAGACAUUGAGUUUCAAAGGACAGAACGGUGGAUUGGAACAGAGAGUUCCUGAUCUUUUUAAGGAAAGUCGACUUGUUUGCAGCUUUUUUUUAAAGGAUCAUUUGAGAUCUGAAAAGCACAGACAGGAAGGAGACGACAACCUUCACAAACUUUUGUAAAUAAAUAAAAACCCACGUUGUAAAUAAAUCAUUUUAAAGAAGUGCUUCUAGUAAGCAACACUGAUGUAAAUUUAUGUCUUUAUUCUUCCUGUAAAUGCUUUUCUUUGUGUGCUCAAGCUAAUAAAUCUCAGUAUUUAUGAAUGUUGCAAGUAUGAUUAAAAAUUGCCAAUGCAUAGCUCUUGCAUGCCAUCUGUGAUUUAAAACCUAAAUGUUCAUUAACUGCUUAGUUAAAACACACUUUGUAAUGUGAUUUUUUUUAUUAUUUUAUUUUAUUUUAUUCAGUUUGGUGCAGUUUUAUUGAUCUUGUUUCCAGUAUAUUCUGAAGAAAUCUGGUUGGCUCAGAAAUAAAAGCUAAAUGUGAAAUUUAUGUCAUUCAUCUACUUGAACUCAAUAAAAUAUUCAUUUACCAAAAA
Molecule: messenger RNA, 2278 nt
Organism: Poecilia latipinna (sailfin molly)
Lineage: Eukaryota; Metazoa; Chordata; Actinopteri; Cyprinodontiformes; Poeciliidae
Gene: camk1gb
Product: calcium/calmodulin-dependent protein kinase IGb
Exons: 13
Coding region: 147-1460 (437 amino acids)
Biological process (GO): protein phosphorylation
Molecular function (GO): protein kinase activity; ATP binding
Source: RefSeq, a predicted model, not a curated record